This is a messenger RNA of Nematocida parisii ERTm1, 933 nucleotides long. RefSeq lists its product as uncharacterized. The annotation marks the transcript as partial. Lineage: Eukaryota; Fungi; Microsporidia. The transcript has a single exon. The record is from RefSeq and is a predicted model, not a curated record.
AUGAGAUAUAAGACAAAAGCACUCAUUACAAUAUCUAUAAUUGUGCAAUUAAUAAACAGUACAACAGACCAAAUAAACUUAGAAGGAAGAAAACAUAAAAGAAAAAGAGAAGAUCAAUUAAACACACCACAAAAAAUGCAGCAAACUAUGUUAGAGCCAAAUAAUAUUGAAUGUUCUGCAUUAAACACAUAUCAACCGCAUCCAAGCACACAUUGUUCUGCAUUAAACACAUAUCAACCGAAUCCAAGCACACAUUGUUAUGCAGAAAAUACACCACAGCCGGGUUCUAGCGCAUAUCCGCAUGGGGAAAAUCGUAUGAAUAUGAUGAUUUUGAAUAGAGGAGUGUUUAAGUUACCCAGACUUAGAGUAAAUGAAUUUGAGAACUAUGGGCUUUUUCAAAAUGCCAGUCAUGAAUAUUAUAUUAUGACUCUUUUGGAGUAUAAGUCCAAUCGAAAAGAAGAUCCACACAAUUUAAGACGAGAUUUUAAUUUCCAAAAUACCGGUCAAUAUACGUCUCUAUACAAUAGUAUUCUUGAUAGUAAUGAUAUUGAGAAAGCGCGUAUAAAAUUUGUUUUAUUUUGGCAGAAGGAAAAUACUAAGAACAUAUGGAUUCUUGUUAAAGAGCUUGGAGAUUGCAUUACUGAAAGACUGUAUAUUAUUGCCGAUUUUCUAAUUAAUGCGCAGAAUUCUUUGUAUAAAAAGAAAAAUACUGGAUUUUAUUCAAAUAUUCUACAGGAUUUAGUAGAAUAUAUUAUAAAGCAUGGGCCGUAUUGGUAUAGUUUUAAAGAAGUGGAUAUAUAUAAUCAUAAUGUAAAAAAACAUUUAAAAAGAAAAGAGACUAUUGGUGACAUAUGGAUUAAAAAAAGAAUAAAUCCAUACUACUGCUUAAGAAGUCUGGCAUUGCUGGAUGAGAAUAAUUAUAAAAACGCUGAA